Molecule: messenger RNA, 1427 nt
Organism: Penaeus indicus
Lineage: Eukaryota; Metazoa; Arthropoda; Malacostraca; Decapoda; Penaeidae
Exons: 4
Coding region: 192-800 (202 amino acids)
Cellular component (GO): membrane
Source: RefSeq, a predicted model, not a curated record
CUCUGACUCCCAACAUUACUGUGUUCUGCUGUAAGUACAACACACUUCCUACUACUGAAUAACAGAAACGCUUUUACUUCAUCUUUUGGUCUGUGAAUUCAUAACGGUUAAACGUGCGAAUAGGUACUUCGUUUGCUUUGUUAUUCCGUGGACACCUGUUCGAUCGUGAAGCUUAAGGACAGACAGACAGAAUGAUUGAUCUGCAAAAUUUAAAGCAGCCGUCAGUUGCCAUUAAAGCAGUUGAAGUUGUCCUGCUUAUCAUCGCCGUAUCCAUAUUCGCGGGCCAUGGUACCCACUGGAGCUACUUCGCCAUGAGCACGAUGCUGGGCAGUCUCCUCAACGCUAUCGUACUCCUCGGGUGUUUCUUGCUAGGAUACAUGCAGAUUCAGAAGACCCCCUUUGAACUGGUGCUCAAUGUAUACUACACCUUGGCAGUGUUCGUGAGCUCCAUCUUACUCAUGGCGAGCGGGUACUCCAUCUUUGUGGCCAGUGGCGUCUUCUGCCUUUUCCUCACCUUCUUCUACGGCGCCGACGUCUACUUCACUUACCUCAACGUGGCCAACAGACCGACGUCCUUCCCUCCCGCGUCCCAACCCGCCGGUUCCUCCCAGGGCACGCAGGACACGGUAGACACAGCUACCAAUCCGAACAACGUCUUCGUCACUAACCCGACCUAUCCCUCUACCCUGAACUAUCCUCCGUCUACCGUGGCCUAUCCACCUACUGUGAACUACCCACCUACCGCGAACUACCCGCCACCCGAAUACCCUGCUAACAGCCCAAUUGGACCCAAGCCCUAAUUCGGAACGGAUGGGGAUUAACGUUAAGGUAUAGAUUUGGGAGAGGGGGGGAGCGAAUGUUUUUUUUUUUUUUUUUUUUUUUUUUUGUGAAAAUUGUGGUAUUACGCCUCUUUGUUGUGCGUGUAAGAAGCUCGGCAGUUUUACUUGUCUUUGUGAUUUUGAUUGAUAUUAAAGAAUGUACUUGCCAAGAGUGCAAAGCAUACCGUACAUUGGUAAUUUGUACUUUUGAGAGGUACAUUGUUUACAGACAAUGGAAAGAGAGAAACGAUAUUUGGUGUGUUGUUAUAACUGUUCAUCCUGAGAGAAAACAAUAAACAUUCAAACUCGUACACACACACACACACACACACACACACACACACACACACACACACACACACACACACACACACACACACACACACACACACACACACACACACACACACACACACAUACACACACACGUGCGUAUUCCGUUCAGAACCUGAUCUGAUAGCUUUGUCCAGUUGUAAGGACUGUUGUUAUGUUAAUAACUAGUGAUGUACUGGUAAAAUCUAUUUCCAUUUUCUUUUGAUCUGUUUUAUAAGGUCUCUGCUCGUUAGGGACAUUGUAAUAAACUAUUUGAAAUAAAAACCGAAUGAAGCU